Perkinsus marinus ATCC 50983 is the source of this 783-nucleotide messenger RNA. Its product is annotated as histone H3, putative. The transcript is spliced from 10 exons. The coding region runs from base 1 to 783 and encodes 260 amino acids. Gene Ontology annotation, cellular component: nucleosome. The record is from RefSeq and is a predicted model, not a curated record. Gene Ontology annotation, molecular function: DNA binding; structural constituent of chromatin; protein heterodimerization activity. NCBI's taxonomy places the organism in Eukaryota, Perkinsozoa, Perkinsida, Perkinsidae.
AUGCUCUUCCCCACUGUGUUUGUUAUGCAUCAGGAACGUGAGGAGGCUAAGAAGCGCGCUGAGGCAGAAAAGGAGAGGAAACGGGUUGAAAAGGAAGCUGCAAGGAAGAAGCGUAAGAGCCUUUACUUGGAGAAGAUGGACCCAGUGAGGACCUUGGAAAUGCAGAGAAAAAAACGGAGGGAUCGUGAGAAUUAUAAGCCUUUGAAGCCAGGACAGGAGUACAGCGAUACUGAUACGGAGGAGAUCAUUGAAUGGGCCUUUGCUCGUCGGGACUACCUUAUUAAGAGCAAGGGAAAGGCGGGGUUGAAGGAGGCUAAGGAGUUGGAGAGGCGUGCAUUGCUGCAUUUGGAGUGGAAAGAAAGGAGGGUGGAAAGGAGGGGUAAAAAGGAAAAGAAGACUAGGGGGGCAGGUGAGGAUCGUGUGAGGAAGAAGAAGCCUGCUAAGAAGAGUCGCCCGAGUGGUGGGACGGAUGGUGGCAAGAAACGGAGGUUCCGUCCUGGCACCAAGGCACUGAAGGAAAUACGACAAUUUCAACGUACAACGGAGCUCCUGGUUCCGAAGGCACCAUUUGCCAGAGUGGUUCGUGAAAUACAACUACUAUUCGUCGGAGAGGAAUGGAGAUGGUCACGUGAGGCGCUGAUAGCAUUACAAACCGCCGCUGAAGCUUAUCUCGUGGGACUAUUCGAAGACGCCAUGUUGGUGGCCAUUCAUGCUAAACGGGUUACUCUAAUGGCUAAGGAUAUCCGCUUAGUGCGUCGAAUAAGGGGAGAUGUUUUCGGAUAG